ACUCCAAGGCUGUCACUCCGCGCGGCGGGAGGCUGAGAGGCGGCGGGCAGGGUUGGGGAUGCUCGAGCGGGCGCAAUGGCCCCCGCCAUGCAGCCCGCAGAGAUCCAGUUCGCUCAGCGGCUGGCGUCCCACGAGAAGGGCAUCCGAGACCGGGCGGUGAAGAAGCUGCGCGAGUACAUCAGCGUGAAGACGCAGAGGGAGACAGGAGGUUUCAGUCCAGAAGAACUUCUAAAAAUCUGGAAAGGACUCUUCUACUGCAUGUGGAUGCAGGAUGAACCCCUUCUACAGGAGGAGCUCGCGACCUCUCUUUCCCAGCUCAUCCAUGCUGUCAACAACUCAGAGGCUCAGCACCUGUUCAUUCAGACCUUCUGGCAGACCAUGAGCCGCGAGUGGAUGGGGAUAGACCGGCUGCGCCUGGGCAGGUACCGCAGGCUGAUCCGUCUGGUCCUGAGGCAGUCUUUUGAAGCUCUGAAGCAAAAUGGCUGGGAGGAAAGCCAAAUCAAGCUUUUUCUAGAUAUCCUGAUGAAGGAGAUCCUGCAUCCUGAGAGCCAGGCUCCAAAUGGAGUGAAAUUCCACAUGAUUGAUAUUUAUCUGGAUGAACUGUCCAAAGUGGGCAGGAAGGAGCUCUUGGCAGACCAGAAUCUCAAGUUCAUCGACCCUUUCUGCAGAGUUGCUGCCAAGACAAAGGACCACACACUGGUACAGACUAUAGCUAGGGGUGUUUUUGAAGUCAUUGUAGAUCAGUCUCCUUUUGUACCUGAAGAGACAAUCGAGGAACAGAGAACUAAAGUGGGUAACAGUGGCCUCACUGAAGAAGGGGUACCUGAAAACAAGGUGGCACAGAGAAAGACAAUCAGUGCAGAGAAGACAGCACCGGGCGAACAUCACUCCAGAAAAGAUAGAGUCGUUGAUGAAGGCGAGAGAGACAGCAGCAGAAGCGUGGAGGACCCCAGGCUGCUUCUCCAGUUUGACUAUAAGGCUGUUGCUGACCGACUCCAGGAAGUAACCAACAGGAAAAACAUCCCUCCCUUCAACAGGAAGCGUCUCUCCAAACUAAUCAAAAAAUUCCAGGAGCUCGCUGAAGGUAGUAUGCCUCAACUCAGUUUCACUGAGGACAUUUCUGCUGGUGAAGAUGACCAGACCCUCAGCCCAGGAAGGCCUAAGAAAACAGACAGUAAACUCUCUGAGAAGCCUGGCAUGGAGGAAGAGGCAGGAAACAAGUUCGUUCCUGCUGAGGGAGAGGAGAAUGGAGGCGGCGUUCGGAAGAGGAGGAGGAGGAGGGGGAAGAGCCGCCUCCAGCCUGAACACUUAGGGUCCGCAGAUGGAGUGUCCCCAGAACAGAAUAGAGACAGUGAGCCAGUCGCAUGUCCAGGAAGAGGCCAGGAGCUGAGUGUUGGGGAGCCGGGGGCAGAGGCCGUGCCCCAGGCCCACUCAACGAGGAGGCGGCUGAGGGAACGGAGCCCGAAGGCCUGGGGGGAGGGCACGCCGCCGUGCCACCCAUCCCAUGGGGGCUCUGGCAGUGGUCCCGAGCAGGGGCCUGCACCCCAAGCUUCCCCGGCCGGUGCAGCCCUGAUCCUGAAGAGGAAGAGUAAACUCAGAGCCCUCCCAGUCAACGGCAGCGGCCCGCCCACACUGGCAUGGCCACCACCCCAGGAGGGCCCUCCAGCCAGCCCAGAAGACGGAGGGGAUGGUUCAGCCACCCUGCUGCAUGGCACAAGACUGAAGAAACAGAAGGGGGAGCCCAACGGCCUUGACCUCUGCAACCUGUCCAAUCAGAAAAUUGCCAUCUUGAAAAAGAGGAGGAAAAUGAAAGAGAUGUCUAACUUGGUAGGACACAGUGGUGUGCUGAAGUCCGAAGUCAAGUUCUCCCAGGCUCUGGGGAGCAGUGGGGCCUUUGGCCCUGUGAAGAAGAAGAUGAGGAUGGAGAAUGGCUUUGUGCAGUUCGACACCCCCUUCUUACCAAAGCCCAUGUUCUUUAGAAAAGCCAAGCGCAGGUCUGCUGCCUCUCCCAGCCCUGCCGUGCAGGACUGCAGUGAGGCGUCACAGAGCCUACAGAAAGCACUGGGGUCUCCUGGAAUAAGAGCAGGAACUAAAGAAAACACCAUCCAGUUCCAAGAAAGUCACCUUCGGGCUGAGCAGGAACAUGACGGCAGAGUUCAAGAAGACAGACAAGAGCAGCCUGGUCAGUCCCACGGGCCCCUCCCGAGUGGCCUUCAACCCUGAGCAGAGGCCCCUGCAUGGAGUGCUCAAAACCCCCACGAACUCCCCUGCCAGCGCUCCCCUGGGGAUCAAGAAGCCACUAACCGCCAUGCCAAAGAGGAGGCCAACGGCUAUGGACUUCUUCUAGGAUGGCAGCAGAGUCCUUCUGAAAACUGCUUUUGUACAGUGUUCUAUGAAUCAUAUGUUCACAGAUGUGGGGCCUCUCUGUUGUUUCAGGACCCCACAGACAGUGUACCGGCCUGAGUGGGGGCUGCCGGGGGCUGCCUCCCACCUCAUGGCAGGGCGCAGAACGCAGGGGUGCCCAGGGGAGUUCAGCACGCAGCCGGCACACUGCCUCCGUGAUCAGGGUAUGCAGAGCCGCCCCGGCGCUGUUUGCCGUGCUUGGCUGUCCAGCUGCCCCUAGCCUGAUGGCCUCUUUCUUUGCCAGCACCCAGGGCUGUGUUCCCAUGUUCUGGGGGUGUUUGCCAGCUUGCGAUCAGGAUGAUCCUCAAAGCCAAAUUGGCAGCGCCAUCCUGUCCUGUCCACGUGUCCUCUGCUGGGGGAUGAACCUUCACGUGGGGCAGGGAGAGAGGGGCCCCCGCCCUCAGGGCACUUCUGCCCUGUUUCCUACCUCUCCGGCCACCCCAAGUGUCCUCACUCUGAGAGCCAGCGCCCUCCUCAGCUCUCGCCUCGAACUCUGGCCUGGGCACCGAGCAUACUCAUGCUGUCACUGUGCUCAAUCGCCCUUUAUAUACAAGUGUCAAGCCAGCAACCUAAAUGGCUGGCGUUUCCCAAAAGAACUUUCCCAGCUCAGAUUAAAACUCACUUCUUCGGAGUUAUGGCGACAGUGUCUGUAAACCUGGGUUCCUGCUGGAAGGCGGAACUUGACAGCCUUUAAGAGUUGCUAGUGCAUAUUUGUCAUAGCUACCUAGUCCAAAAUGUCGAAGCUUGCACUUACAGGAUCUUAUUAAGUUCUUAUUUUAGCUAAUUACAAAAUUCGGGGGUGGAAGGCACUCAGACUUCAGUUGAAGAAGCAGAAAUGGAACUUAGAGCCUGCUUGAAAGCUGAUCUUUGGGGAAGCCAUGUCUGCCCAGGACCCAAGUGACAGGUCAGAUGAAGACUCAAAAAUCAGGUGGUCCCCCAAGGAAGGCCACUGGGUCCUUGGGCUCUUUCUUGAGUUUGCACAAUAACAUAAAUGGCAGGCCUGAAGAAAGGAUGUGUAAUUUGGGGGCAUGUCUUUUGGGUUCACAGGUGCUUGGGGAUCUUGGGCCUCCUGGAAGUGGGAGCUGUCUAUCCCCAUCCCCUGUGCAGGAAUCCCAGUUUCUCACCGAAAUCUGGGCCAGCCUUGCUGUGUUGCCCCAGUGGUCCUGGCCACAGCCCUGGGUGACAGGAAGCCUGCUGGGAUUGCAGGGGUCUGUGGACGGACUCGUUCCCUUAGGGUGCAGCUUCGUCUUCCAGGACCAAGGUAGACAGGUGUCAGGGGGCUGACCUGCCCAGAAGGCUCCAGUGAGGAGGAGGUGUUGCCUUUGCACCCUGCCUGCUCUGCAGGAGAGUCGGUCACAGUGAGACCAUGAGAGAAGGAACAGAUGACACCACGCUGUUAAGUGUCACGAGGAGCCUCACAUUAGCGUGUCAUUGAGGGUGGGUUUUAGGGGCUGCACGGGGCAUGGUAUUUACAGUCUCUCAAAACCAGACCUGAUAGUAUGAAAAGACUGUAUCUGAAUACUCAAAUAUUUUUAACUUCAUUUAAAAAAAGGUUUUAUUAUCCUUUGUCAGAUUAUUUUUCUAAAAAUUAUUUCAGCUUUAAAGGUGGGUCAUAUAGCUGAUGGGCCAUGUAACCCAGCCAUGUUACAAUGUCCUAGCAAGACCUUCCAGGGCAAAAUGGCACGUAUGUUCUCUGGAUGAGUGCAGGGGCUUGUCUGCAUAGCGUUUACGUAUCCUCUGUUCUGAGGCGUCAGUGAGCCAGCACCUCCGUUAGCAUCACACCGUGGAUGUGGGCCCAGGAUUGGCAGUGUGCCUUGCGCGUCACCUGUCCUCUAAACCUGCCCCAACGCCCAUUUUAUGGGUGAGUUGAGUUGGUUUACUCUGGCUUUUUUUUAAUGCCUAAAUUUUGGCAACAAGGGAAGAAAAAAAACGAUUUUUUAAAAUUCUCAUUGCAUAUACAAUGUGUCACAUAAAGAAAUGUAUUUAGAAUACCAGUUUUCUAUCUGAUGCUUGUUAUUUUCCUAGGCAAAAACGCCAAGGGCACUUGGAAGCACACAGUUUAAGUUAAUACUGGUGAUCGUACAGCGCUUGGUAAAAUGACCACCCUCCCCCACCCUGUGUGCCUGGUCAGUUUUGUACCCAUGGGCAUCACCUUUUACAAGGAGAUUAUCCUUUCUAACUUUUACUGAACUGAGAGUACAAAGAAUAUUUUAAAAAUCUGGAAGUAGCUGUUGGUGUCAGAAAUAAGAAAUUCAAUCCAUCUUUUUAAUUUUUGUGUGUUUUCCUGAAUUUACCUGACUGCUGGCAAGAAAGUUUGUGAUCGAUUUGCAUUGGUGUCUACAGGACUCUCGGCACUCAUCGAAGCCAAGUCCAAUAAAAAUAAUCAGUCUUUGCCCACA
Molecule: messenger RNA, 4802 nt
Organism: Manis javanica (Malayan pangolin)
Lineage: Eukaryota; Metazoa; Chordata; Mammalia; Pholidota; Manidae
Source: RefSeq, a predicted model, not a curated record